This is a messenger RNA of Diabrotica balteata, 976 nucleotides long. The record is from the annotation of a GenBank genome assembly. Lineage: Eukaryota; Metazoa; Arthropoda; Insecta; Coleoptera; Chrysomelidae.
UUGUGAUACAAUAACAAGUCAGUGAUUUUCAAUAACUAAAAUAUAAUAUUAAUUUAGUGUCGACAGAAAUAAAAUUAACAAUAAAAGAUGUCUACUCAAAAAUAUCCAAGAUCGAACAAUCCUUUUGAAGAAGAUGAUGUUGAUGAUGAAACCUUUUUGCGAAAUUCGAGAAGACCAACAUAUAACAAUAUACAACCCACUUUUGAUGAACAGCUGCAGUCUUUUGCAGAAAAAAAACGAAUUAUAGAGGAACGUACGCUUAAUAGCACAGAAAAAAGCAUAAGUAUUUUAAGAGACUCGGAACAAGUAGGUAUAGCUACAGCAGAAGAGUUAAUGAGACAAAGAGAGAAGCUUGAAAAAACUGAUAAACAGCUGGAUGAGAUCAACUCUACACUUAGGUUUUCUCAGAAACAUAUAAAUGGUAUUAAAUCUGUUUUUAGCAGCUUGAAGAAUUAUAUGGCUGGCAGGAGUGAUUCUCCCAAUUCAACAACUUCUAGUUCUACUCCUAGUACUGUUAAGCAAUCUACAUCUAACACAAAUUUAGAAGAAAAGCUCAAUACAUAUGAUCGUUAUGAGAACCACCCAUCAACAAGACUGAGGAACACUGACUACAACAACUAUAGUCAGGUAUCUUCAGGUGGUAGUAAAGACUUUAGUGCUAGACUAGAUGCAAAUUUACAAGAAAUGUGUUCAAAUAUAUCUCGUCUUAAAGGUCUGGCUUCAGAAUUAGGUACAGAAAUAGAAUCCCAAAAUGAAUUGAUUGGGGACAUUACAGAUAAGACAUUACUUGCUGAUAUUACUAUUACUAAACAAAAUAAAGAAAUGAAUAGGAUUUUAAAAAAAUAAUUGUAAUAAUUGUUGAGGUAGUACAAUUUUGGCCUAAUAAUAUUAUUCUGAAAAUGCUAUUUAAUAUUUUGCUAUUAAACUAAUUGAAAUCUUUAUUACAUAUAAAAAAGAAAAUAAAAAUGGAUAAGUG